Messenger RNA from Cuscuta epithymum, 2767 nucleotides. NCBI's taxonomy places the organism in Eukaryota, Viridiplantae, Streptophyta, Magnoliopsida, Solanales, Convolvulaceae. The record is from the annotation of a GenBank genome assembly.
AUUUUUUGUUUCAUGGACUCAUCGAGUAGUUUAGUAUGUUUACCGUUUGUACUUCAUUCGUCAUAACUUCAAAAAUGUUUUUUACUCCAUCCCCUUACCCCAAUCCUUCUCUCAUACGGAAUUCCGAUAAUCGGAUGAAACAUCCGGCGACCGGAAUUAAUUCCUGAACUGUUUAAAUUAAUAAGGAAAUAUCAUGAAUUCGACUGAGCCCAAUGACAACAGUGAAGAGGAGGAGACUUCUAAUUUUCGAUUAUUGCGGAGCUGUUUGGGGCGUGUACUAUUUGUACUGGGGUUCUUCCUCCUGCUCAUCUUCUUGCUUUGUUCUGCUGUGUAUAUAGAGAGUUUAGCGAUUUGGAAUCCAAUUUCUCUGCCAUCUCGAUGCAAAAUAGUGUCUAGCAGUGUGGAUAUUAGGUCAUCUAAAGUAUGUGAACUGGGACUGUUGAACUACAAAGCUAAAAAUGUACUUUACCCAUAUGAAAUAAAGAAGUUUCGAUGUCAUUAUGAUUACUACUGGGCAUCUGUAUUUAAGGUUGAAUAUGUAGAUCAUUCGGGCCAGUCGCGUCUCGCGUUCGCUGAAGCUCCUAGUGAAGCACUUCCCUCUGACUGUAGACCCAAUUUUAUUGCUGCUUGGCUGGCAAAGGAUAGAUUCAAGGUUAAUGAAACUUACAAGUGCUGGUACACGUUGGGAAUUUCUAAGAUUGACAUAUAUGAAGAUGGCUUUUUCGGUUGUCAAGCUAAAGAUCCAUCCACUGUAGAGAUGUCCAUCCGGUAUAUUAUCCUGUUCAUGAGAAUAUUAGGGCCUGUUUACUAACAGAAAUAUUUUCCAGUUUUCAAGAAAACUGGAAAACUGGAAAACAGAAAACAGGAAACGUGUUUACCAAAGAAAUUCCUGGAAAACUGGAGAAAGGAAAAAAGAAAACGCGUUUACCAAAUUGUUUUCCAAAACGGAAAAAAUGAAACAUGUCUCUCUUUUCCUUAAUGAUUUGGAGAAGUGACUUUUACUAGUUUUCCAAAUUUGGAAAACGCAGAUGCUACAGUGCCUUUGCAAUGAAUUUGCAUACUUACACCUAGUGGUGGGUCCGGUCCCGCUCCGAUGUCGAUUCCAUUCCAGUACCUCCAUCCUCGUACCUUACCCCUUACUCCUACCCUACCCUACCCUACCCACCCAACCCCCACCCCGCGUACCCAUUUUUCCCUAUAAUGACCUUACUCACCCCCCACCACAUGCCCCGACCUCGGCCCCACCCCGAUCCACCCUACCCUACCGCCACCCCCCUACCACCUCGAUCCACCCUACCCUACCGCCACCCCCUACCACCUCGACCCCACCCCGGCCCACCCUACCCUACCCCACCCCUCGUAUAUUCCAUUUACCCCUACCUUACCCCUUACCACAUGCCUCCUACCUCGGCCCCACCCCACCGCCAUCCUACCCCCACCCCCGUACUGCCAUCCUACUCCCACCCCCACCUUACCCUACCUCGGCCCCACCCGGAUCCCGGGCCCACCCUACCGCCAUCCUAUCCCAACUCCCUACCCUACCCCUACCUUACCCAAACCCUACCCACUACCCCCACCCUUACCGCCAUCCUACCCCCACUGCCAUCCUACCCCUUCCCUACCCCAGCCCCACCCUACCGCCAUCCUAUCCCAACUCCCUACCUUACCCCUACCUUACCCCAACCCCAAACCCCACCCACUACCCCCACCCUUACCGCCAUCCUACCCCCCACCCUACCCCUUCCUUACCCUGACCCCACCCUACUGCCAUCCUAUCCCAACCCCUACCCUACCCCUACCUUAACCCAACCCUACCCACUACCCCACCCUUAACCCUAACCACGACCCUAACCCACCCACUACCCCCACCCAACCCCCUACCCCUAGACCUUACCACCCCACCCCGACCAUACCCCUUACCCCACCCCCACCCAUAACUUCCCUACCCAACCUCUACGAGUAGUAUGGGUGGGUAUGAAGGGUUGUGGUGGAGUAUGGGUAGAGUGUAAGAUCGUGGUAAGGGUAGAGGUAGGGGUCAAGGGUGUGGAAUUGGAGAACUGUGUGAAAAAAUUGAUGAACAUGUUUUCAAAUUUGAAAAUGGAAAACUAAAAAAUAGAAACAGAAAAUUGGAGAUAGAAAAACUGAAAAAUAAAAACAGAAAAUUGGAGAACGAAAAACAGAAGUAGAAAACAGGAAAAUAUCUCUGUUAGUAAACAGGCCCAAUUCUGCAUUUGCCGGUGCAAAUUUACGAAGAUCCUGGGGAUUGGGUGUGGUUGCUGGACUGCUCACCGGGAUCUUUUCCUCCCUUGCUAUCAUAUUCUCGGCUAGCCUUGUAUGGAAAUUCAGGCCUAAAUGUCGCCACCUCUCGAUGACCAGAUGGCUUACUUUGCACUGUAGUGCAGUCCGUUUAAAAAGAGUCUGUUUCUUUGUAGCAUAUGUGUCCUUUUCAAGCUGGUUAGCCAUUCAAUACAUAAAGAGAAUGGGCCUCCCUGAGGUUAUAGUUUACAAUAGGUAAAACAGUCAAAGGAGUAGGAAGUGUUUCUUCAUAUAGCAGCUUUAUGAAGAUAGAAUUCCAUUUUGUAAUAGUCUAAAAUAUGGUUUGAUUAGAAAAUAGAUUUCCAUUUUGUAAAGUUUGUAUUUCUGGUGUAUCAUUUGUAUGGAUAUUUAUAGGAAGUACUCCCUCUGUACUUUCUCUCAACAAACUUAUAUCCUAAACUCUAUUUCCCUCUAACCGGACUGUCUUAGAACUUUGUGUCGUGACUCGUGA